CUUUGCUUCUUCGUCUUUUCCGAUUUUUGUCAAAGGUGCUUUCGUUCUCCUUUGAUGUCAACUUCUAAUAUCUAGAGAAAAUUCAAUUUACCAAUUGAGAUUCAACUUCCUCUUCUCUGCAGGAAAAAAAAAAAAAAACUUCCUCUUCUUUACCUAAAGGCCAAAAUCAUUAUCGGUGGCACAAAGGCGAUGACAUACAUGGUGUACAUAAGCUUCCACAAAGGUGAAGAUAGAAUCCGGUACUCCUUCCUCAGCCACUUAUCUGCCUCUCUUCGCCGGAAAGGUCUGAUCUCUUCAUCGUCGUUUGUCCAUCAUUCUUCCAAUGAGAUUAAGAUAGAGAAAACAAAAUUCAAGGCUUUUUUGGUGGUUAUCUCUUGGAAGUACGUGUUAUCCGCAGAAUGCCUCGAUGAGCUUGCAGAGAUUGCUGAUCAAAAUGUGGUGGUCCCCGUGUUUUACUGCAUAACUCAAUCGGACGUUAAGCAUCAGUGCCGAUUGGACAUUUUGAGAGAUACGUUUCCAUUGGAGGAUUACUCAGCCGAGAGGGUAUCCCGGUGGAUAUAUGCUCUGAACAAAACGACCAAAUCAUAUAAAUUAAGGUAACAGUAUAAAGAUUGCAGACGCUCAAUUUGUUUUGCUAACUUAGAGAUACCAUCAUACCAUACCAUGCAGUCUUCCAUAACGGAUAUUUUUUAAAAAGAAAUAUGAAUUUAUGAACGGAUCAUGUUAUUUAUACUAGUUGUGUGUGCUAGAUCACUAUAAAAACAGGUCUAUAAAUCA
Molecule: messenger RNA, 777 nt
Organism: Arabidopsis thaliana (thale cress)
Lineage: Eukaryota; Viridiplantae; Streptophyta; Magnoliopsida; Brassicales; Brassicaceae
Product: Toll-Interleukin-Resistance (TIR) domain family protein
Exons: 1
Coding region: 190-600 (136 amino acids)
Biological process (GO): signal transduction
Source: RefSeq, marked reviewed